AUGGCGCCUCUCCUCCCCCCCGCCAUGGCUCCCCGUGUCCCUGCUCCGCUCCUCUCAGUGAGUGAAAGUGGCCGCCGCCGCCGCCGGCCCAGCGCCCGCAGCCGCCUCAGCGCCGCCGCCAUCUUGGGGUCCCAGGAACCGCCGAGGGAGCGAGCUAGGAGCGUCCACGCCCAGCGCAGUCCCCGUCCCACGGCCUCAGCGAGCGAACCGCGUCUCCACCGUCGGCGGGGCGACCCCCCCCCUCCGGACCCCGCCCGCACCCCGCCCCCCCUCCGCCGCCGCCGCGGCGGCGGGGCCCGGCGGCCCGAGCCGUGCAGUCGAAGUCCUUGUGCAUGAAGACAAAUUUGUUCUAUGGCCUCGGAGUUGGGUGCCGGGGACGAUGGCAGCUGCUCUGAGCUGGCAAAGCCCCUCUACCUUCAGUACCUGGAGAGGGCCCUCCGCUUGGACCAUUUUCUGCGACAGACAUCAGCCAUCUUCAACAGAAAUAUUUCUAGUGAUGACAGUGAAGAUGGGUUGGAUGACAGUAAUCCUUUAUUGCCCCAGUCUGGGGAUCCCUUAAUACAAGUUAAGGAAGAACCUCCAAAUUCAUUGCUUGGUGAAACUUCUGGAGCAAGCAGUUCUGGAAUGGUAAACACAUACUCACUGAAUGGAGUUCUGCAGUCAGAAUCAAAAUCUGACAAGGGGAAUUUAUAUAACUUUUCUAAGUUGAAGAAAAGCAGAAAGUGGCUAAAGAGCAUUCUGUUAAGUGACGAGUCCAGUGAGGCAGAGUCUCAGAGUGAAGACAAUGAUGAAGAAGAUGAUGAGCUCAACCUCAGCAGAGAAGAACUUCAUAACAUGCUUAGACUCCACAAGUACAAAAAACUUCACCAAAAUAAGUACAGUAAAGACAAGGAGUUGCAGCAGUAUCAAUACUACAGUGCAGGUUUGCUGUCCACGUAUGACCCUUUCUACGAGCAACAGCGACACCUACUUGGACCUCGAAAAAAGAAAUUCAAGGAGGAGAAGAAACUUAAAGCCAAGUUGAAAAAAGUGAAGAAAAAAAGACGAAGAGAUGAAGAGCUUUCCUCUGAAGAAUCCCCUCGUCGCCAUCACCACCAGACCAAAGUCUUUGCCAAGUUUUCUCAUGAUGCACCUCCCCCAGGCACUAAGAAGAAACACUUAUCCAUCGAGCAGCUCAAUGCUCGCCGCAGGAAGGUGUGGCUCAGCAUUGUGAAGAAGGAGCUACCAAAGGCCAACAAGCAAAAAGCUUCGGCUCGUAACCUGUUUCUCACCAACAGCCGAAAGCUGGCUCACCAAUGCAUGAAGGAGGUACGGCGAGCCGCCUUGCAAGCCCAGAAGAACUGUAAGGAGACCUUACCUCGUGCGCGACGUCUCACCAAGGAAAUGCUGCUGUACUGGAAAAAAUAUGAGAAGGUGGAGAAGGAACACCGCAAGCGUGCAGAGAAGGAAGCUUUGGAGCAACGCAAGUUGGAUGAGGAAAUGCGGGAGGCCAAGAGACAACAGCGAAAACUUAACUUCUUAAUCACCCAAACAGAGCUGUAUGCCCAUUUCAUGAGCCGCAAACGAGACAUGGGCCAUGAUGGGAUCCAGGAAGAAAUUCUAAGGAAACUGGAAGAUAGUUCUACCCAGAGACAGAUUGACAUUGGUGGGGGAGUGCUAGUUAACAUCACGCAGGAGGAUUAUGAUAGUAACCAUUUCAAGGCUCAGGCCCUGAAGAAUGCUGAAAAUGCUUACCAUAUCCACCAAGCCCGGACAAGAUCAUUUGAUGAAGAUGCAAAAGAAAGUCGAGCAGCUGCCCUACGAGCAGCAAACAAGUCUGGCACUGGGUUUGGAGAGAGUUACAGCUUGGCAAACCCAUCUAUCCGGGCUGGUGAGGAUAUCCCACAGCCUACAAUUUUUAAUGGCAAAUUGAAAGGUUAUCAACUGAAAGGCAUGAAUUGGUUGGCCAAUCUCUAUGAACAGGGUAUUAAUGGUAUCCUUGCUGAUGAAAUGGGCCUUGGUAAGACAGUGCAGAGCAUUGCCCUGCUGGCCCACUUGGCUGAGAGAGAGAACAUUUGGGGACCGUUCUUAAUAAUUUCACCCGCCUCUACACUUAAUAAUUGGCACCAGGAGUUUACUAGAUUUGUUCCUAAAUUUAAGGUGCUACCAUAUUGGGGAAAUCCUCAUGAUAGAAAAGUCAUCAGGAGGUUUUGGAGUCAGAAGACCCUCUACACUCAGGAUGCACCCUUCCAUGUGGUGAUCACCAGCUACCAGCUGGUGGUGCAGGACGUAAAGUAUUUCCAGCGGGUCAAGUGGCAAUACAUGGUACUGGAUGAGGCUCAGGCACUCAAGAGUAGUUCCAGUGUGCGCUGGAAGAUCCUCUUACAGUUCCAGUGUCGGAAUCGACUUUUGCUCACUGGGACUCCUAUCCAGAACACGAUGGCUGAGCUCUGGGCUCUGCUACAUUUCAUUAUGCCAACAUUAUUUGAUUCACACGAGGAAUUUAAUGAAUGGUUUUCCAAGGACAUUGAGAGCCAUGCUGAAAAUAAAUCUGCCAUUGAUGAAAAUCAACUCUCUCGCCUACACAUGAUCUUGAAACCAUUUAUGCUGAGGAGAAUCAAGAAAGAUGUGGAAAACGAGUUGUCUGAUAAGAUUGAGAUUCUAAUGUACUGCCAACUGACCAGCCGACAAAAGCUGUUGUAUCAGGCACUAAAGAACAAAAUUUCCAUUGAGGAUUUAUUGCAGUCUUCUAUGGGCUCUACCCAGCAAGCGCAGAACACCACCAGCAGCCUCAUGAAUCUGGUCAUGCAAUUUCGGAAGGUGUGUAAUCACCCAGAAUUAUUUGAACGGCAAGAAACGUGGUCUCCAUUUCAUAUUUCCCUAAAGCCAUACCAGAUUUCAAAGUUUAUCUACCGUCAUGGACAGAUCAGGGUCUUUAACCAUUCACGAGACAGGUGGUUAAGAAUUCUUCUUUCUCCAUUCGCACCAGAUUAUAUUCAGCAGUCUCUCUUCCACAGGAAAGGUGUUAAUGAAGAAAGUUGUUUUUCAUUUCUUCGCUUUAUUGAUGUUUCUCCAGCCGAAAUGGCAAACCUCAUGCUGCAAGGACUUUUGGCCAGAUGGUUAGCUAGUUUCCUGUCUCUGAAAGCCUCCUACAGGCUCCAUCAGCUGCGCUCCUGGCGAGAGUCAGAAGGCGAGAGCCACGAGAGAUUCCUGAAAAACAAAGAUUUUCUUCUUGGGGUUAACUUUCCACUCUCCUUUCCCAACCUUUGCAGUUGCCCGUUGUUAAAGUCACUUGUUUUCAGUAGCCACUGUAAAGCAGUGAGUGGUUACUCCGACCAGGUCAUCCAUCAGCGAAGAUCAGCUACCUCCUCUCUUCGUUGCUGCCUGCUCACUGAGCUGCCAUCUUUUUUGUGUGUGGCCAGUCCACGAGUCACCGCAGUGCCAUUGGAUUCUUACUGCAAUGACCGAAGUGCAGAAUACGAGCGGCGAGUUUUGAAGGAAGGAGGCAGUCUGGCUGCCAAGCAGUGUUUGUUGAAUGGGGCCCCUGAACUGGCUGCUGACUGGCUAAAUCGACGAUCCCAGUUCUUCCCGGAGCCAGCUGGAGGACUCUUAAGCAUUAGGCCUCAGAAUGGCUGGUCUUUCAUCAGGAUUCCAGGCAAGGAGAGCCUCAUCACUGACAGUGGAAAGCUGUAUGCCCUUGAUGUCCUCCUGACUCGGCUGAAGUCUCAAGGACAUAGGGUCCUUAUCUACUCCCAGAUGACCAGGAUGAUAGACCUGCUGGAGGAAUAUAUGGUUUACAGAAAGCAUACCUACAUGAGGCUUGAUGGCUCAUCCAAGAUCUCAGAGAGGCGAGACAUGGUUGCUGACUUUCAGAACAGGAAUGAUAUAUUUGUGUUCCUGUUAAGUACACGAGCUGGAGGACUGGGCAUCAAUCUCACGGCUGCAGAUACAGUGAUUUUCUAUGACAGUGACUGGAACCCUACUGUGGACCAGCAGGCAAUGGACAGAGCCCACCGCUUGGGACAGACAAAGCAGGUGACUGUGUACCGGCUCAUCUGUAAAGGCACCAUAGAAGAACGUAUUCUACAGAGAGCCAAGGAGAAAAGUGAGAUUCAGCGGAUGGUGAUUUCGGGUGGAAACUUCAAACCAGAUACCUUGAAACCCAAAGAGGUGGUUAGUCUCCUUCUAGACGAUGAAGAGUUGGAGAAGAAGCUGAGACUGCGGCAGGAAGAGAAACGUCAGCAGGAGGAAACCAACCGAGUGAAAGAGCGCAAGCGCAAGCGGGAAAAGUACGCAGAGAAGAAGAAAAAGGAAGAUGAGUUGGACGGGAAGAGAAGGAAAGAAGGCGUGAACCUUGGGAUCCCAUUUCUUCCUUCAGCUGAUAACUCCAACCUCUCAGCUGACGGGGAUGACUCCUUUAUCAGCGUGGACUCAGCCAUGCCCAGUCCAUUCAGUGAGAUUUCCAUCAGCAGUGAGCUGCAUACUGGCUCCAUUCCUCCUGAUGAGAGCAGCAGUGACAUGCUGGUCAUUGUGGAUGACCCAGCCUCCUCAGCCCCACAGUCCCGAGCCACCAACUCACCUGCUUCCAUAACAGGCUCUGUCUCAGACACCGUGAAUGGAAUUUCCAUUCAGGAAAUGCCAGCUGCAGGACGCGGUCACUCAGCCCGAAGCCGAGGCCGCCCCAAAGGUUCCGGAAGCACAGCCAAAGGAGCAGGGAAAGGCCGAAGCCGGAAGUCCACUGCAGGCAGUGCUGCCGCCAUGGCAGGAGCUAAGGCUGGGGCUGCGGCGGCAUCCGCAGCUGCCUAUGCUGCAUACGGGUAUAAUGUGUCUAAAGGAAUCUCCGCUAGUAGUCCUCUACAGACGUCACUUGUUCGACCUGCUGGUCUUACUGACUUUGGACCUUCAAGCGCCUCUUCUCCUUUGAGUUCCCCUUUGAGUAAAGGGAACAAUGUACCUGGGACUCCUAAGAGCCUGCACGUGACCAGCAGCCUGGCCUCGGACUCCUUGGUCCGGAAACAGGCCAAGGGCACCAACUCCUCUGGAGGACGGUAACUGCCUCCGGCUUCCAGCUUCCUUCAGCCUAAUCCAGGGUGGGAGCCCUUGUCUGCACACUUGCCCCAGGCGGCAUCUCACAUCUCUCAUCAAAGGGUGGAGGUGACCAGUUGCAACAGGGGAAAGAUGGGCAGGUGGGCAGGUGGGAGUAUUUUUAUCACCUGUCUCAAAAGGAAUGUUGUGGGGCAGCCUAUGGGAAGAAGGGACAGGAAUUAGUCUGCCAGGCCUCCAGAAUCUCACUUGACCCCUGAAGCCGAGUCUUAAGCCUCUUACUGGGGAAGGGUCUAGACAGACCCCCUGUAGAUGCUCAGGCACAUUGUCUCCAUCCCCAUUCCACUUUCUGGCUCUGACCAUGUUCCUCGUGAAGACUGUACAGGUACUGUGUACAGGUACCUGCAGUCGAGGGAGGAGACUGACCUUAAGGUUGUAGAGCCAUGGAGGGAGGACCAUGUGUAGCAGCUGCCCACAGUCUUUCCACACCACCCCAGGUCUCCAAAUCACAUUUGCCUCAGUGUCAUUGUUGAAGAGAA
This is a messenger RNA of Ochotona curzoniae (black-lipped pika), 5561 nucleotides long. It is a transcript of the gene INO80, whose product is annotated as INO80 complex ATPase subunit. Gene Ontology annotation, molecular function: ATP binding; histone binding; ATP hydrolysis activity. Lineage: Eukaryota; Metazoa; Chordata; Mammalia; Lagomorpha; Ochotonidae. The transcript is spliced from 36 exons. Gene Ontology annotation, biological process: DNA repair; DNA-templated transcription; chromatin remodeling. Bases 352 to 5031 code for a protein of 1559 amino acids. Gene Ontology annotation, cellular component: Ino80 complex; nucleus. The record is from RefSeq and is a predicted model, not a curated record.